This is a messenger RNA of Selaginella moellendorffii, 1343 nucleotides long. RefSeq names its product dTDP-4-dehydrorhamnose reductase. NCBI's taxonomy places the organism in Eukaryota, Viridiplantae, Streptophyta, Lycopodiopsida, Selaginellales, Selaginellaceae. The transcript is spliced from 10 exons. The record is from RefSeq and is a predicted model, not a curated record. The coding region runs from base 380 to 1309 and encodes 309 amino acids.
UUGUCUUGUACGUUGCCCCAUUUCUCGGCCAGCGAUGGCGCCGCUGGGGGUUUCGUGUUCUUCGCUUGGAGAUCUUGCUUGAGAGGAGCUACAUUCCUUCGGAGCAAUGUGACUAACCUAGAGGAAGGGGCGCGCCUGUGAAUAAGUACGUAUGGUUUUGGAACCACGCCAAUUGUGCGUGCUAGCUCAUCGCUAGGGAGUUUCCAAGAGGUCAUGGAGAAAGGCGUUUCGUAUGUCCCGUGCAUGGAUUCGCUUCGCUUGAAAAGCUUUCACUUCGAUUUUCACUGCCAGGACGAGUACCAGGAUGCUCGUCGAGAGACGCAUGCUUGCACGAGCUAGAUUGCAUGAUAAUCAUCGUAAACUAAGUGAUCUCGAGUGAAUGGCGGUGCUAGUCGUCGGUGGCUCCGGCUAUGUGGGGCUCCAUCUUCUCAAGGCUCUGGCGGCCAGAUACUCUCCGGAGAACAUCGCUUACACGUACAACUCUCAUCCUCCACCACUUUCGGAGCAACUGGGCGUUGGAUACCGCGUGGAUCUCACGACGGGACAAGGGCUCCAAGAUCUGGCCCUCUCGGUUCAUCCGAGAGUCGUUGUAAACUGUGCAGCCAUGUCCGUGCCGCGGGACUGCGAAGAGAAUCCACAAAAGGCCAUGGCGGUCAAUGUCCCUCGCGCGCUACUUCGCUAUCUAGCGUCUCUACAAACUGGGGCUCCGCCACUGCUCGUUCACUUCUCCACGGAUCAAGUGUACGAGGGGAUCAAGCAGUUUUACGUUGAGACCGACGAGACAAAGCCAGUGAACGUCUACGGCCUGUCCAAGGUGGAGGCCGAGUUUCUGAUUCGAUCGACUUGGAGGAAUUAUGCCAUCCUCCGGAGCAGUAUAAUCUACGGGCCGCAGCCAGUCGUCCACGUACAGAAGCCUCUCCCAGUCCAGUGGAUGGACAUGGCCCUCUCUGCGAGAAGGCCGGUGGAUUUCUUCCACGACGAGUACCGGUGCCCGAUCUUCAUCGGAGACGUCGUCAAGGUGGUGGCGCUUCUCAUUACCCUGUCCGAGCAAAGUGGAGGAGCAAUGCAACUAGUGCUCAAUCUCGGAGGCCCCGAGAGACUCUCUCGCGCGGAGAUGGCUCAAGUCGUGGCUCGAGUGAAAGGCUACCACCCUUCUUUGAUCAAUCAAGUUCCGGCUAGCUCGGUCGAUCGAGGAGUGGCCAGCCCCGCGGAUAUCUCCAUGGACGUGGAAAAGCUUCGGUCAACGCUGGGCAUUUGCUUGACGCCGUUUGACGAGGGAGUCAGGCAAACGCUCAUGUUAGCAGCUUAAACCUUUUUAAUAAAGCCCGUGCGCUUAUCAUUUC